Brassica napus (rape) is the source of this 991-nucleotide messenger RNA. RefSeq lists its product as uncharacterized. The transcript has 2 exons. NCBI's taxonomy places the organism in Eukaryota, Viridiplantae, Streptophyta, Magnoliopsida, Brassicales, Brassicaceae. The coding region runs from base 446 to 859 and encodes 137 amino acids. The record is from RefSeq and is a predicted model, not a curated record.
AAAGCAAUCAUCUUGCUUUUUUCUAAUAUUUCAACGACACUUUCAACCAAAACUUGUUGGUCUUGUUGUUGUUGUUAUGUUCUCUAUGUUUUGUUUACAUUGCUUCUCUCUUCUCUUCUCUUUAGAUCUCUUUCUUUAAAGUCUAGUCCUUUGGAUUCUGAUUCGAUAUCUUCUGCUUGGUUUUAUCACUUUCUUUAGAAUCUUAGUCUUUCUUCUGAUCUGGGUUUUCCUCUCUCUGUUAACUUUAACAGAAACUCGUGAGUGUAGAUCAGUUGAAACCUCAAUAAAUAUUAGAAAAGAGAAACCCUUUUAUGUUUUGUCUCAUUCUGAGAAAUGGGUUCACAGAUUGUUUAAGAUGGAUUGAAAAGAAACAACCUUUUCACCUGCAGGUUUCUUGUCUAGUUGCUUGAGGCUUUUUGGUUUGGUAGAGAAUUGGAUUAGAGUUAUGAGAAGAGGUAGAGGGAAAGGCAAGAGGCACAAUGCUACUGCUAGAGAAGAUCUUGGAAGCCGUGAAGAAGAAGAAGAAGAAAAGAUUCCAGCUUACAAGAGAAGAGGGAGGCCACAGAAGCCAAUGAAAGAUGAAACUGAAGGAGAAGAAGAGAUCUUGGAGAAGGAAGAAGAGACAAAUGGUUCAGUAACAAGUAAAGACGAUGUGACAGAGAAUGGGAAGAAGAGGAAGAAAGCAGUAGAGUCUAAAGAGAGUAAUGUAACCGAAGAGGAAAAUGGGUUAGGUUCAAAAUCAAGCACAGAUGAUUCAGUGAAGUCAUCACUGUCUAUAGGGUUUAGACAAGUUGGGAGCAGAAGGAAGAACAAACCAAGACGAGCUGCAGAAGCUGUUGUUGAAUGUCAUGGUUUUUGAAAAAGAGGUUCUUAUAACGCUUUUGAAACCGCUUUUUUUUUUUUUGUCUCUUGAUGACCACUUUUGUUGCUAGGACCCGAGUUUGAUGCGGAUGCGUUUUAGUUUCAUACAUGGGAUCAGAAUUUUUGAUUA